Plasmodium knowlesi strain H is the source of this 2208-nucleotide messenger RNA. RefSeq names its product nitric oxide synthase, putative. Gene Ontology annotation, cellular component: cytosol. The transcript has a single exon. Bases 1 to 2208 code for a protein of 735 amino acids. Lineage: Eukaryota; Apicomplexa; Aconoidasida; Haemosporida; Plasmodiidae. The record is from RefSeq and is a predicted model, not a curated record. Gene Ontology annotation, molecular function: FMN binding; NADPH-hemoprotein reductase activity; flavin adenine dinucleotide binding.
AUGAUCAGGCGGUCAAGCAGGCUCCUUUUGCAGGGGUCCAUUUUCUGCGCCUGUGCAUUGUUCCUUGCCUGGAAGACCAGGCAUGCUACCCUCUUUCAAAAAGUUACAAAUAUCGUAAGAAGAUGCCUCCGAUUGAAAAGUCAAAGGGACAUUGAGACAAACGAACAAAUUAGGAACAACGUGAAGAUCUACUUUGGCAGCCAAGGAGGAACGGCAGAACAGUUUUCCAAAGAACUGAGCGAAAACCUAAGAGAUAUUUUCAAUAUAAAAGCAGAGGUGAUCGACUUGGAAUAUUUCAACAAGGAUGAAAUAUCAAAAUUUGGUGUGCGCAUAUUCAUCGUAGCUACUUAUGGAGAUGGAGAACCCACAGACAAUGCAUGUGCCUUUUUUAAGUGGCUCAAAAAUCUGAAUGAUGACAAUGAAUAUUUUAGAAACACCAUAUAUUCCAUUAUGGGAUUAGGAAGCAAACAAUAUAAGCAUUUUAACAAAGUUGCAAAAAAGCUAGCCAACUAUCUCACCAAAUUUAAGGCAACACAGAUUAGCGAAAAUGUGUUUGGGGAUGAUGAUGAUAAUAUUUAUCAGGAUUUUGAAAUUUGGAAAAGGGAAUUUUUUAAAGAACUUGUCAAAAUGUUACAUAUGAAGGAGGAUAUUAUUCCAGUGCAAUUUUUUUCAGAAAAUGUGGUCGAGUUGGUGGACUGGACAACUCUUCCAGAAAUAAAUCUGCGUAUUCGAUACGGAGAAGAAGCGACAGACGAAGGUGCGUUACCACAUGGGAUGGAACAAGCACAUCCUGGUAAAACGGAAACAAUAAUUUUGCCUCACCAAACGACAGACAUAACCGGUAAGUUCUACUUUAAUCAUCACACGGGAAGGGUCAUGUCGAAUGAGAACCUGUUGAAACAUGUGAACCAUACUUCUGAUGAUGAUAAGGUCAAUCGUAUAGUUAUCUCUGUGGAGAAAGUCUCCUUCAAAGCAGCUGACACGUUGGUUGUGUUGGCGAAAAACCCAAAUGAAAUCAUCUCCUGGUGGUUGAAGCGGUUAAGGAUAGACGAUACAGAUAGGAAGAAGAGAUUUACCUUUGUGUCUAAGGAUACAACAGAGAAUCGAUCCCAAGAAUCUCAGGAGAACGGUUCGAAUUUGAAUACCUUACAAAGUAGUAUUCUUCAGGAAAACACCCCUGUAUGUGUCCCCUUCCCCACGCCAUGCACCGUGGAAGAUGCACUGGCAUACUACUGUGACUUGACGACCAUACCGAGGGUAAACAUUUUAAAGAAGUUCAAGUGCUUCAUCAAAGAUGUGGAGGAACUCAAAAUGUUUAAUUAUAUCCUUUCCAAUAAACAGAGAAGUACGUUUUUCAACAUUUGCAAAGAGUCAGACAUGACGUUGAUUGAAUUUGUCGACAUAUUCAUGCCAAAAGCUGAGUUCGAAUUAACCCCAUUUUUGCAACUAAUUCCAAGGAAUGUUCCAAAAAGUUACACCAUUUCUUCAUCCCCCAAGGAAGGGGAAGAUACGAUCUCUUUAACCGUUAAGAAAAAACAGUACCCUAUUCAUUCCCUUCGUAAGGCUCUGAAAGAGUUUAAAAAUAACGAUAUGCUUCCUCCAAUAAGUGAGCAGAAAUUACGAGAACUUUGCAGCAGACGAUGGUUUAAAGGUUCGUCCUCCUUUUAUCUAACGGAAGAAUUAACCCCACAUGAUAGCGUAAAAUUUAAUUUAAAAUCUUCAAAAUUUUGUUUGCCCCCCUAUUUGGAAUCGACUAAUAUUAUCAUGGUCGCCACUGGAACGGGCAUUGCGCCCUUCAAAGCGUUCAUAACGGAAUUUAAACAUUUUGACCAAACGUGUGUGUAUAAUGGAGUAGCUAAGAAGGCCAAGCGAAUCCUCUUCUUCGGAUGCAGAAAGAGAGAAAUAGACUUCCUCUACGAAAGGGAAAUUUCAGAAGCUGUGGAAGGGAAGCAUAUCGAUGAAGUGUUCCUUGCUUUCUCAAGAGAUCAACAUGAAAAGGUUUAUGUGCAGGAUUUAAUUCUGGAAAGGAAGGAUCUUGUCUGGAGUUUGAUACAAAAGGGAGCCUACAUCUACGUAUGUGGAAAUAACAACAUGAGCAAAGAUGUGAACAAAACGAUUAACAGCUUGCCGAUGCAUUACAAACAAAACAAUAAGAAAUUUACCAAAAGCUUGAAGAAGGCCGGGAGGUAUGUGGAAGAAAUGUGGUGA